AUGAGGGGUGCUAUUCUGGCCACCGCGGCCGCCUUUGCCGGCCAGGCCGUUGCUGAUGUCCACAUGCGCCGUCACGCUCACGAGGGUCUGCACCACCGCGCCUUCCCCGCGACUUCUCCUGCCGUCCACUCUUCUUCUGCUGUCGCUGAGGAGGAGUGCGGCUGCACCACCGAGGUCAUCUCCUACUAUGGCGAGCCGACGACCAUCCCCCUCUCCGUUCCCACCAGCACCGUGACCUCGGAGACCACUUCCACCGUCGAGUCCACCAGCUACAGCACCGUCACGGUCACUGCGACUUCCUCUGCUCCCCCAGCUGAGAGCCCCGUCGAGACCCCCUCUGAGGCCCCUGUCGAGACUCCCUCUGAGGCCCCUGUCGAGACUCCCUCUGAGGCCCCUGUCGAGACUCCCUCCGAGACUCCCGCUCCUACCCCCGAGGUCACUCUUCCCACCCCCGGCUUAAGCACCUACACCGAGCCUGGCACCUACACCGUGCCCGCUACCACCCUGACCGUCUCAGAGACGACCACUGUCUGCGGUGCCACCAGCACCGAGCUCCCCAGCGGUACCCACACCUACGGUGGUGUCACCACCGUCGUCGAGACUGCCACGACCGUCACUUGCCCCUACGCCACCGUCAAGCCUAGCGGCAGCACCGUCACCAGCGUCAUCGAGACCACCACCUACGUCUGCCCCAGCGCUGGUACUUACACCAUUGCCCCUACCACCACCACCGUGCCCGACAACACCGUUGUUGUGUACCCCACCCCGGCCACCUACACCCCCGGUACCUACACCAACCCUGGCAGCACCAUCACCGUCACCAACACUGACUACACCUACGUCUGCCCCUUCACCGACGGCAAUGAGCCCACCAGCGCUCCUGCCACCAACACUGCUGUCCCCACUACCACUGCUCCGGCUCAGACCACCACUGCCGCCGCCAGCACCACCUCGUCUACUGCCACCAGUGUCCCGACCGGUGCCAGUGGUAACCACAUGGGCAUGACUUUCACUCUCUUCCACGACGACGAGAGCUGCAUGUCCAAGUCUGAGGUCUUGGACAAGAUUGGUGCUCUCAAGGAGAAGGGAUUCUCCCACGUUCGCGUCUACGACACCCAGUGCGGCACUCUCGAGAAGGUCGGUGAGGCUUGCAAAACCCAUGGUAUGAAGAUGAUCCUUGGUGUCUUCACCGACGGCACCGAGAAGCAGCAGGUUGAGGAGAUUGCCAAGUGGGCUCAAUGGGACGUUGUCUCUCUCAUUGUUGCUGAAAACGAGGCUAUCACCGGCGGCUCCUUCCAGCCUGCUGAGGUCGUUGGCAUGAUUAAGAAGUGGAAGUCGACCUGGGAGGCUGCCGGCUACACUGGCAAGGUCACCAUCGCCGAGCCCAUCGACGUGUGGCUCAAGUACGGCGACACCCUUUGCCCCGCUGUUGACAUCUUGGGUGCUAACCUCCACCCCUUCUUCAACGCGGAGUUCAGCGCCGCCGAGGCUGGUGAGCUGGUUGGCAACCAGAUCCGUGACCUGAAGCAGGUCUGCUCUGGCAAGGAUGUUAUCAACCUUGAGACUGGUUGGCCCAACAACGGUAACGCGAACGGAAAGGCCAUCCCCAGCAGGUCUGAACAGUCCACUGCUAUCAAAGCCCUCGAAAAGGCCGUUGGUGACGUGUCUGUCUUCUUCUCGUACACUGAUGACUUGUGGAAGCUCAAACAGAAGGGCGCGAGCGGGAGCGCGGGCAACGAGUUCAACGUCGAGACCCACUGGGGCUGCUUUGACCAGUUCUAA
This is a messenger RNA of Aspergillus puulaauensis, 1782 nucleotides long. It is a transcript of the gene btgE, whose product is annotated as putative cell wall glucanase (Scw11). Lineage: Eukaryota; Fungi; Ascomycota; Eurotiomycetes; Eurotiales; Aspergillaceae. Gene Ontology annotation, biological process: cell wall organization. The record is from RefSeq and is a predicted model, not a curated record. Bases 1 to 1782 code for a protein of 593 amino acids. Gene Ontology annotation, cellular component: extracellular region; fungal-type cell wall; cell surface. The transcript is spliced from 2 exons. Gene Ontology annotation, molecular function: 1,3-beta-glucanosyltransferase activity; glucan endo-1,3-beta-D-glucosidase activity.